CGGAAGUGGUGUCGUCAGGGAGGGUUCGCGGAGCCGCUGUUCUACUUUCGGGACAGGGCUGGUGGCGCUAGGCCUAGCGGGAUCGUGCGUCUGGUCGUGAGGCGAGAAAAACUCCUCCAUGGCACUAUUCACAAUAACCAAGAAAUGAAAACAAUCUAAGUAUCUAUCCACUGAUAAAUCAAUAAAGAAAAUGUGGAAUAUAUGCACAAUGGAAUACAAUUCAGCUAUAAAAAGAAUGAAGAUUCAAGUUUUCAUUCUGCCUACAUCGAUUUAACAGUCUGUAUUGUUUGUAAACACAGGUGCAUAAUAAAAAACCUGGUGACAAUGAAAAUAGCAAAAAAAAAAAAUUAUAAGCAGUUUCCUUUUUAUUUCUGUAAAAGUACCAUUUUAGAUAAUCCUGUUUUUAUUUGUCUUUAUCCAAUGUAGUGCCAAAUCAAAUGAAUAUAAUUUGAGAAUUUUUCUCUCCCUGGAAUAAAAUAUAAAGUGCUUAUGUUGUUACUUAUUGCAGGCCUUCCUCAUUCUUCCAUUAAUUGUUUCAAAUACAUUUACUUAGUUAGUUCCUCAUGUAGUUAGGCACUGUGCUACAACUAAAGUAGUAAAAAGAAUGUGUGGAAGCCAGAGAAAAAGUCAUUACUGCCCUGUAGCCAUACCAUAUGACCUUAUUAUUAGCACAAUUUGGUGUAUUGAAAUGAGAUAUGUUCACUGGCUUUGUUUUGGAACUAUACUUUCAGGGUGAUAUAAAUAAUUGUUUCUUGAUUCUUUUCUUUUUUUAAACUAUGAUCUUUAACUCCAUACAUACUGUUUAGUGGAUUCUAAUUCGGUUCUACUACACUUGACAUAUUCACUCCUCCAGUUAUAGAAACUUAGACUGUUUCCAAAGAAUUCCUUAUCAUCCCAGAUGAAGUUUCAGAGGAUAUCCUCAUACAUGUUGAUCUCACAGAGAAUUUCUUUGCUACAUAUGACCAGACUAGAUUGCUGGAUCAUAAGAUGCACAAAUUACUAAUUUGGCUAUGUAGUACUUUGAGAUUACUCUUCAGAACGAUGACCCUAGUAUAUAAUUCCAUUCUAUCAGCAGUGCCAGUACCUAAAGAGAACUCAAAAACACUUGGCAUUGAUAUCAGGAUUGGCCCCCUAAGAGUUCCCCAAAUGUCCCAUCUGGGGUGCCAUAUGAAAUUGGAAUUUGGGGUGCCAUACGAUAUCACUGUAUGCUUAUCAAUAAAUUCCCAAUAUUAAUAAGCCCUCUGGGUUCUUGCCUAAUAUUCAGAGAAGAAUUCUGAAUACCGGCAUAAAUGAAUGAGGCAGUAUGGUACAUUUUUAAGCUUUUAUUCAGUGAGAGAAGUGCAUAGGAGAGUGAGAGCUUUAUCUAAAAGAGAGGGAUAAAUCUGGGUUCAUACCGUGUACCAGGAACCAGCCACAUAGAGGAGCAUCUAAGCCAGGAAGCAUGAGGCAGGUGGCCCAACGGCCAUGUGUGCUAGAAACAAAGGGCUGUGCGGACCCUGCACUGGCAAAAAGCCAAGGAAAGGAAAGAGAGAGAGAAAGAAAGACAGAGACCAGGACACUGUGCCCCAGGCUUUUAAUCCACUUCCAAAGGGGAGUGGUUAAUUAACCUGAUUGGCCAGUGGCAUAGUGAAGGCAUGGUCUUCCAGCUCACAAGCCUAAUCAAUUUUAACCUGUAUGCCUGCCUACAGCAUUAUCCAGCUUUGUAAUUUUUAUCAAACUGAAAGCAUAACAUGAUCAUGUGGUUAAUGCCUCUGAAUUUUCUCUUUUGCAAAUUAAGGAUUUUUUGCUUUGCCUAUUUCUAUUGCUACAUUUUAAAAAAUGAUUUGUAGUUCAUCUUGUCCUUGAUAUUAUACAGAAGUUUUAAAUGUAAACUUUUCCCUCUGAAGUUUUGAUUUUUGGCUGUGAAGUAAACUGAUAACAGAUGGAGGGGGGGACAAAUUAUACGUUAAACAGGGGAAUCACACAUAGUUUGAAACUCAACAGAUGGAUAAAAUAGUUGUAGCUGAUAGAGAGGUAAACAGGGGCUUGGAUGUCUGGUGGAUUUGGAGGGAUAAAGCACAGGCUAUAGAAGGUUGGAAGGAGGGGCACCAUCAGCAAAGGAUGUCUUGCUCAGCAGAUUGUCUCCCAGGAGACAGCCACUUGAGAUAAUCUCUGUCAAGGCUACAGGUCAAACCCCCAAUCAUUUUCUUAGCAGAAAGGAGAGUAAGGGGAAUUGCUUGAAAAUAGAAAAUAACUAAAGAAAAAAACAAGAAAAGAAAAAAGUCUCUGCCUACAUCUGCUAUCUACUAAUGUAGUAGAUCUAAAUUUCUUUUACCAAAGGACAGCUUUUCAGAGCUAUUCUAUUAUCUGUAGAGGUCUGUAGUUUCUCUGAAACACCAAUUCUAAAUAUGUCAAAGAAAUAUAUUUGGGUUGGGAUAUUUUAAUCACCCUCAAUAUCUUUAAUUCAAUCCAGAAAUGAUUAAUUUUGAUGGGAUUGAAUUCAUGGAUUUUGUGUAUUUGUCUUAUGCUUCACGCUUUUUUAAUUUAAUAAGUCUGUACCUCAAGUCACAGAUAUUCUCCUGUAUCAUUUGAUUGACUGUAUAAUUUUACUAUCCCCAUUUAGCUCUAUAACCCAGUUUGAGCUCUUCUUUACAAGUAGACUUAUAAAAGCAUACAGUUUUAUUUUACUUCCAAUAAUGAACCAGUUAUACUAACAUUAUACUCUAAAUGCAUCCAUUUUCCCUUGCGUGUAUGCAAACUUUAUUUUAUCUACUGUUUUCUCAAAUAGUAGAUACCUCUCUUUCUCAGCUCUGUUUUAUUGGACUAUUUGAUAGGAUUCAGAAGCCUGGAACUACAUCUUGGUGUCACACAUUGGGGUAGCAACUGCCCAAGUACUUCAGCCAUCAUCCACUGGCCUCCCAGGCAAGGUAGCAAGAAGCAGGAUAGUAAGAGGAACAGCUCAGACUCAAGUGGCACUCCAGUAUAGGAUGCUGGCAUUACAGGCAGCAGUUUAACCUGCUGUGCAAUAUCACCACUUCUACUGAUUAAUUCUUAGAUCCUAUAUAGAUUUGUAGGGGUUUUUUGGUUUGUUUGUUGUGAAAUGUAUUUAUAUAUUGAGGACAACAAAAGUAUACACCAUGUGAAAGUAUUAGAAGAAUUUUAAAUAUCAACAUUUGUGCAGUUCCUAGAGUAGUACCUGGAAAACAGUGUGCACUAUGUAAGUAACUACAUUAAAAUGAAUGCUCAUAGGUUAAUGUCAAUCCAGGAAUCUUGUUGAGCUCUUUCAUUAGCUGUAAUAGUUUAUAUGUUUGGUUUCUGUUUUUUUAAUUAGAUGACCAUAACAUCUGCAAAUUAAUAGUUUUAUUGUCUUCCAAUUCAUUCAUUUUUUUUUUAUAACACUGAAUAACUUUCAAUACUCUUUCAGUAUAACUCAUCAUGGUCACCCUUAACUAAUCUCCCUUUUAAAAGGAAAAUAUUUCACUUAGGAUAAUAUUUGCAUAAAAUUUGGGGGAGAUAACUUUUACCAAGGUAUGAAGUUCUCUUUCUAGUUUGCUAAGAAUGUUUUGUUUUUUAAUGCUUUAAGAGGUGUUGAUCAGAGCUAAGGAAGGUUAAAUAUCCACAGUUGAUAAAACUGUCUCCUUUUUCCUUUAGUUUUGAUAACUUAAAUUUUCUGAAACUGAGCUAAUUCUUACUCUCCUAGGAUAAUCUCUACUUCAUUAUAAUAUUUUUUCUUUCUUGUUCUUUCUGAUUCAUCUCUAGAUUAAGAGUUUUUUACUGUCCUCAUAAAAGGAACUGGUUGGCUUUCUUCAUUUUUUUCUUUCUUCUUGAACAGCUUAUGUAAAGUUGGUCACAUGACCACAAUCUCUGGGAAUCCCAGAAAGGUUCUAACAUCUAGCAGCUGUACCUCCAGGAUGGGCCCCCUAAAACUAAUUCCAGCCAGCACAUUUAAAAGUUUAAAAAUAAUAAUGCCUUUUAUAGAUGUUAGGAGUUUGGAGCAUAAGAGGGUCUGUCUGCAUUUGCAGAAGUAAUUUUCUGGGCUAAAACUUCGCACUUAAAACACACUUGACCAGUUCAUACCAACAAAAGAUAAAAAUUGUCCCAGACUCUCCUUCCCAAUUUUAUGAUUAUUCCUAACAGGAAAAUCAGUCUUUGCUUAUGAGAUAGGGGAAAAUUUAUAAGGCUUCUCUGUCACCAUCCAUGCUCUUGAAUAGCCUGCAGUUAGAUGGACAAUUAUAUUACCCAGUGCUUUCAGGCUUUAAUAUCAUGUCUCUAGUCUUCUCAUUCACAGGUUAAGGCCACCCUUCCAAGAUAGUCCAACCACUAAGUCAUCAGUUUCCAAGGGCGUUUGCAUCACCUAUGGAAAACAUCGGAUCUUUGCACACCAGAUAUCCUUGACAACUCAUCUCAUCACCCCCCUGCACACAAGUUUCUGUACCAACGGACAACCAAGGCAACUACCAAGCUUGCUUUUCACUACCAAGUAGCUAGAAUAUCACUGCCAACAAAACAGAGUGCACAAAGUAUCUCUUCACAUUAUCACUAAUAAUUGAGAUUGCACUAAGGAAAUCAGCUUGCCUAAAUGAGGACCCCUUCUCUUGUUGGUAGCCAGGAUUCGAAGGAGAUACUCUGUAACCUGUGCCACUGGUAAGUGACUAACAAACACUUUCACACACUGAACUGGUCCUGAGGACUGAGAUGUCUUCUUUAUAAGUGAAGAAUAUACAACAUUAUCUUGAAGAACUGCAGAGUUGUGUGGGCCACAGGCAGACUUUGUGUGCAUAAUGGACUGAGAGAAACAAAUUAAUCUUGGUGAAAGGAUUUUCCGUCUGUUUUCUAUUUGCCAAUGUUAGUCAGUAUUUUGCUGGCUUAGAUUGUUGUCUUUUUCUGGUUCCUUGCUCUGUUUUAUUCUAAUGGGUCCCAGAAAUCCAUCUCCUGACCCCUUAUCAGAAUCAGAAAGUGAGGAAGAAGAAAACUUUAGCUACCUAAAUGAGAACUCUGGGGAAGAGUGGGAUUCCUCUGAAGAAGAGGACCCCAUGGUACCCAACCUAACGCCUCUUGAGAGUCUAGCCUGGCAGGUUAAGUGCCUUUUAAAAUAUUCUACAACUUGGAAACCUUUAAAUCCUAAUUCCUGGUUAUAUCACGCUAAACUCUUAGAUCCAAGCACACCAGUGCAUAUACUUCGAGAGAUAGGUCUAAGACUCUCUCAUUGUUCCCACUGUGUCCCCAAACUGGAACCAAUCCCUGAAUGGCCCCCUCUGGCCUCUUGUGGAGUCCCACCUUUUCAAAAGCCCCUUAUAAGUCCAAGCCGGCUGUCUAGAGAUCAUGCCACUCUAAAUGGAGCACUGCAAUUUGCCACCAAACAGUUAAGCCGAACAUUGAGUAGAGCCACUCCCAUUCCUGAAUACCUAAAACAGAUCCCCAAUUCAUGUGUUUCUGGUUGUUGUUGUGGCUGGCUAACUAAAACAGUUAAAGAAACUACCAGAACUGAACCCAUUAACACUACUUACUCCUACACUGACUUCCAAAAGGCAGUUAACAAACUCUUAACUGCAUCCCUAUAAAGAUCCACCAUUGGAUACCUCUAUAUUACUACGUAAGAAAGAGGUAAAAAUUAAUCAUUAGACAGCCCACAGUAGAGAAACUCAUGUUUUCUCAAUCAACCUGUGCCAUGUCAUGGCAAGCCAAAGUAGUGCCAUGUAUUGAAUGUGCCCGAGGUCCUGUAAUUCAACUAUAGAAAUAUGCAUGGUGAGCAUACUCUGACAAAUCCUAUGGAUAAAAUGAGAACUUUGAUGGAGAAUUAGUCAAAAAAAAUCAUAUUACAAAAGAUAAGCUGAAUAUUCCCUAUACUCAGGAUUUACCUCCUCCGUAGUUUACUCUGCCUAUGUGAUGUACUUUAACUGGAUACCUGAUUUAUUAACAGAAAGGAAAAAGACUUCCCUGUUUGUUACCCAACCAUUAGAACAGCCAUUGUGGAGAUCAAGAAUUUUACUACCCCCAGCAAACUGAACACACUGUGAAAUUGAGUUCUAGGGAGGGAGGUGAAUUAAAUUGUAUACCCAGAGGAAAAUGAUGGGAAUAUGUAUUCUCCCCUGGCUUUUCGAUAAGGUAUACCUACAUAUGGAUAUAUGUAUAUAUACAUAUAGGUAUACAUUUCAGGGUUCCAAUUUUUUGAGAGAGUAUUCAGUUUCAAAACUAGCUACACUACUACAUAUUGUGGAACCUGCUGUUGCUGUCAUCAUUCUGAAUCAUAGACUCCUGCCAUGUCUUUGGCUAAAUUAGCCUGAAAGAUCAUCCCUUGGGAUUAAACAGAAACCUGCUGUAUAGAGAAUGUUUCCCAAAUCUUGGCAUUCAGAUGUUUGCCAAGAGCAAAUAAAACACAUUCCAAAAGAUGAACAGGAAAAGACUAAGAGAGCAUUUAUGCUUUCAGUGUUAAAUGUUAAUAUAUUGAAAUAUCUAUAGAACAUUUCCUGGAGCAGUUUAUGCACUUUCCACAUCCAUUGCAAAUUUUUUUGAAUAAUAACUUUAAAGAAGUUUCCAUUAGAAAUCUCAGCUGACAUCCUGAAGUUAAGAGUUACAACAGCAUUGUUUUUCUAAAUAGAUUAGCUUUAGCUUUUCUUUUGGCUGAACAACAAAAAGAAUAGGUACUCUUAUAAAUGAGUCUUAGGAGUAUUUAUUUACUUGAAUGAAAACAGGAAUCAACACCCAUAAAAUGAGAUGCACAAGACCACUGAAUCUUUUCAGACACUGCAAUAAAGAAUGAAACCUGUGUGUGGUGCCUGUUGACUGGGAAUCAAAAAACAGAUUGCUAAAAGUAUAUAAUAUAUCUUCUUCCUUAUUUUAGUUUUGCUUUUUCCUGUUCCCUGUAAUUAAUUGCUAUAUGCAAAGUAGUAUAAAAAAAAGUAUUGAUGGAAUCAGAAAUUCUUUAAAUGUAUAGCAUCUUUAAGGAGAGAAGAAUGUUUAUACUCUAAUAAACUUAAUAAUAAAAUUUCUGCUGAGCCUUAGAUGUCCUGUCUUAAGGAAAAAGAGGGGUAUUGUAAUAAGUAGAAAAAAUAUAUUUGUUAGUGGAAAUUACUGUCCUGAAACUACAUCAUAUUGUUAGUAUAACUAAAUGUAACAGAAACUUCCUUUGUAGAUGUUCUGUGAAAUUGGUUUUAAAAUGUUAUAAGAACCUGUUGCCUUCUUUUUAAGCUGGGUAAGGGUGGGAGGAGGUAGUGAAGAAAUCUAAAAAUUAAAAUGUUGAUAUUUAUGUAUCAUAAUACUCUUUUUUCUGUGUGUGUGUAUAAAAGUGCCUUGUUCAUGAAUGCAUUUUUCUAUUCACUCCAAAAGGAAGCCUUUCCCCAGCUUGGCAGCUGAAUAAACCAACAGCUUUGUA
Lepus europaeus (European hare) is the source of this 7351-nucleotide messenger RNA. RefSeq names its product DDB1 and CUL4 associated factor 16 (gene DCAF16). NCBI's taxonomy places the organism in Eukaryota, Metazoa, Chordata, Mammalia, Lagomorpha, Leporidae. The transcript is spliced from 3 exons. The record is from RefSeq and is a predicted model, not a curated record. The coding region runs from base 4890 to 5540 and encodes 216 amino acids. Gene Ontology annotation, cellular component: Cul4-RING E3 ubiquitin ligase complex.